CUGGGAAGUCGGAGCAGCUGACUCUCCAGCUUGCCUUGUAAUUAGCAAACCGAGCACUCCUCUCCCCGCCCCCCUCGCUCCCUCUCCCCCUCGCAGCAGCCUUCCCUCCCUCCCUCGCUCCCUCCCUCGCUCCUUCUUGCACACUCUCACACCCUCACUCUCCUUCUCCCUGGCCCGGCAGCGGCGGCUGCUCCCGGCCCCGGGUGCUGGCGCCCGCCCAGGCGGAGGGUGGGAAGGAGGCGGGAGGGGGGUCCAUGCUCGGCUUGUCGCCCGGGGGGCACCCGGGGAAGGUUAUGAAGGCAGAAUGGAGUUCCCGGACCACAGCCGGCAGCUGCUGCAGUGCCUGAGUCAGCAGAGACACCAAGGAUUCCUGUGCGACUCCACUGUGCUCGUCGGGGAAGCUCGGUUCCAGGCUCAUAGAGCUGUGCUCGCUUCCUGCAGCAUGUACUUCUACCUCUUCUACAGGGACCAGUUAGACAAAAGGGAGAUUGUGCAUCUGAACAGUGACAUUGUCACGGCCCCAGCCUUCAGCCUGCUGCUUGAAUUCAUGUAUGAGGGCAAGCUGGAGUUGAGCAGCCUGCCUAUUGAGGACAUCCUAGCUGCUGCCAGCUACCUCCACAUGUAUGACAUUGUCAAAGUCUGCAAGGGUAAACUAAAGGAAAAAGAACUAGUGAUUGAGGAAGAGAAGGACAGACCUUUCCUGGGCCCUAGCAUAUCCCUGGACCAUGAGUUAGAAUUGCCUGGCCAGCCAAGAUUCAGUCCCCUUGAGUACGAUCGGUCUGGGGCUCACCCCACCUGGUCCAACAACCUCUUGGGGCCUGCCUCGUUGUCCAAAAAAGCAGAGCUUAGUCCAGGUCCUGGGAAGGCCAAACCCUUGGAUAAUGGUGUGGGGGUCUCUCUGUCUCAGAGGACUGAGCUCCCAAUACCCACUCCGGCUCCUGGUGACUCAGAGUGUGCUCUGGAUCUGUCUCUGAAGCCCAUUUCAGGGAGGGAUGCCCUCCAUACCUCCUACGUCUUCAGACAGCUGGCUUCUGAUCAUCGGCAGCAGGAAGCAGAGCUGAUGGUGAAAGAUGAGCAGGACUCGUUGUCAGACCAGGAGGAUGGCAAGGCAAGGAGUCCAGAGGGCCAACCAUUUGGGCCUGUGGCUAAAAGCCUGGUCACAGGCCUGGGUCACAUGUUUCAUGGCCAAGAAGAUGAGCUAGAUCCGGAGCGGGAUGAGAGUGAAGAUGACCUGGAUGCAUCAGAUCUCUCUGCUUCAGAGGUUCUGGGGCCCCCCGGCCACAUCUGCAUCUGCCCCCUCUGCAGCAAGGUAUUCCCCAAUCCCCACGUCCUGCAGCUGCACCUGAGUUCUCACUUUCGGGACAAAGACGGUGGCUCCAGGGCUCGAUUGUCACCAGAGGGGUCAGUCCCCACCUGCACUCUCUGUGGAAAGACCUUCUCGUGCAUGUACACCCUUAAGAGGCAUGAGCGGACCCACUCAGGCGAGAAGCCGUACACUUGUGUGCAGUGUGGCAAGAGCUUCCAGUACUCGCACAAUCUUAGCCGGCACGCGGUGGUGCACACUCGGGAAAAGCCUCAUGCCUGCAAGUGGUGUGAGCGCCGUUUUACACAGUCUGGGGAUUUGUACCGGCACAUCCGAAAGUUCCACUGUGGCCUUGUCAAGUCCCUGGUGGUGUGAAGGGUGCUGAAGGAGUUGGGGUUGAGCUGAAGUGUGUGCAUGUGUAUGUGUGCGUGCGUGUGUGUGUGUGUGUGAUUUGGAGAAUGGUUGUAGCUGCGGCACCCAGCCCGAGGGGCUUUGGGGUGUAAAGCUGGGCGGUCCUACUGCAGGACAGGGACAUGCAGAAACCGUUGUGGAGAGGUGGUCUUGCAUCACCACUCCCUGGAAUGCCUGAUCUAACCUCUGAGUUGAAUUCUGAAGCUGCCUCUAGAAAAGCCUUUUUUCCAGGGAUAUGAUUAGAGGCCGAGAGGACCUGUCUUUUGAAGUUCUUACCUCGUGAUGUUUUUUUUUCCCUUAUUUGUUUUUUUUCUUAGCUCAGAAAGAAGAGAAUGUGCUUCUUAGAAACUAAAAUGCUUUCUAUGCUGACUUCCCUAUUUCUGCCAACUGGGCUCUGCGCAGCAAGCAUUCGGAGACAGAGAGAUAGAGAGACCCCUUUAAGUUCCACUUAACAUUCUCUUCUUGAUCGUUUCUCAGGAGGUUUUACGUAGUUGUUUCUCAUUUCCACUAUUCACUUUCUAGAUUUCCUUUGAGUAAAUGUCAUUUUCAAGACUUCUUUUAUUGAUCUUAUGGAUUGUUUGUCUUCCUUCCCUGGGCCUUUUGGAAUGUAAAGGGAAUAAUUAUAGGACUUGCCUUUUUCCUUUUGCCCUUUCCCAAUGAAGAACAUGUAUGUCAUGCAGAAUGAUGUCUUUGGGAAUUAGUGAGUUCUAUUAGAGGCUUGGGAUCAGGAUAGAAAUGGAAGCUCUUUGAUAUACUGGGAAUAGUGGGGGCAGAAUUUGGUGUUGGAUGAGCCACAGAACAAACAAGACAUUCCAAGUUCCUGGUUCUGAGUUGGAAAGAUUGGGACUGGAGGGCUGGGGAAUGGUAGCCAUGGGAGAAGACCAGGAAAGUGACAAGUAGAGUAAUAGGUAUGCCCUUGGAAAGGUAGGAACAGUUGUUAUUCAAGUAUGUAUAUUGAGGCAAGUAGUGGAAAGAACAUUUGAGGUCCCCAUAUUCUGUCAAAUGUAGGAUUUAAGGCAGGAAGAUCCAGUAGUUCAAAACUGUUUUAAAGACAGAUUUAACAUGGGAUCAGAAAUAAAUGGGUCCUUUGGAGUUAUUAAAGAAUCUGAGAGUUCACCCAAGUUGGAGCUACCUUCUCUAUGCAAAGUCUCAAGUGAAUGGCCAGCCUCUCUUUAGGGCAUGGGAAUUGAAUGUACCUCUUAGAAGGCUUGCUGGUGGAGUCUGAGAAGGAGGUCAGAUUUAACUUUGUCAAUUAUUUUUCCUCUUUGAGUCUGAGUCCCUGAGUGUGUCUGAGCAAAUGAUGUUGGGUGUGUUUGUGGAUCUGAGUGUUGCUCAGCUGGCUGGUCUCCUAACUGAGGUGGGGCUGAGAGGGAUUGACCACUGACCACUGCUUCCUCAUCAUCCACUCCCCCACUAACCUGGAAUUUCCAUAAGGUUGCUUGUUAUUAAUAGCACUGAGCUUACUUUCUGAAACACUUCAGAUUUUUCUAGGGGGGGUGGGGUGGG
Molecule: messenger RNA, 3220 nt
Organism: Sarcophilus harrisii (Tasmanian devil)
Lineage: Eukaryota; Metazoa; Chordata; Mammalia; Dasyuromorphia; Dasyuridae
Gene: ZBTB42
Product: zinc finger and BTB domain containing 42
Exons: 2
Coding region: 305-1678 (457 amino acids)
Biological process (GO): regulation of transcription by RNA polymerase II
Cellular component (GO): nucleus
Molecular function (GO): DNA-binding transcription factor activity, RNA polymerase II-specific; RNA polymerase II cis-regulatory region sequence-specific DNA binding; protein binding
Source: RefSeq, a predicted model, not a curated record